Messenger RNA from Polistes dominula (European paper wasp), 2268 nucleotides. RefSeq names its product BLOC-1 related complex subunit 6 (gene BORCS6). NCBI's taxonomy places the organism in Eukaryota, Metazoa, Arthropoda, Insecta, Hymenoptera, Vespidae. The record is from RefSeq and is a predicted model, not a curated record. Gene Ontology annotation, cellular component: BORC complex. Gene Ontology annotation, biological process: lysosome localization.
UAUAAUCUAUUUUGGAUAAAUUUUUAUGUUCCGUAAAGAAUAAUAAUAUCCUGUUGUUUACGGUUAUUUAUGAGUGAGAUUUGUAUAUUCCCGCGCGUAAUAGAAAGAUGCGCAGAGGUUAUUGCGCAUGUACCACUUUGACACUGCAUUGCACGCAUGAUGCAUAACCAAAUUAAUAAUACAAGGAAAAUCGAUCGUUUUGACGUAAGAUUAUAGUGUUUUUUAUUUGAUAAAUAUUCUUAAUUGUUUAUAUUAUCAGAUAUGGAUUUGGAAGAUAGUGAGAAUUUGCCAAAACCAACGGGAACUUCAAGAAUCGAGAAGAAUCCUGUUGAUUACGACGAAGACAGAAUGCAUGAGAUGACAGCAUCUUAUUCGGAAAUAUCAUUUGAUUCGCAAUCUUCUCCACCAGUUUCUGAAUUGAGAUCACUUAUCGAAUCACCUGAUAUCGAUGGAAAAUAUUUGGGAGAAUGUUUGGAAAAGAUGAAUGGAAUUGGUGGAAAUAGACCGGAUCAAUUAGAUUUAAAAAGUAGAGAUUCUAGUCCAAAUGAAGAAGAGGAUUUAGAUCCACCAAGUUAUCAUAAAGCUAUGGGAUACUUACAAUUAGAAGGAACGGUAAUGCAGGAUGGAGAUAUGGUUUUGUUUGUAACCGAAGACUUGGAAAAUAAGAUUAAAUUGUCCAGUCCGGUUACAAAAAAAGGAGAAACCCCUUCUUUUCCAGGAUCAAGAAGUUCAACGCCUUGUUUAUAUAGGCAAGCAUUAACACCACAGUUACCUUUACUGGAUCAUAAUGUAUUAAAUGAAUUAGAAAUGGAAGCGAGGAAGAUAGCUACUUCUGUUGAUGCUCUUACAGAAAAUCUAGCAGCUAUUUUACACAGUGCAUCUGCACUUACGGUUGGUUGUUUGGAAACUUAUAGGGACGCUGUAUGUAAAACUUGUGAUGCCGUAGAUCAUAAUAUAAAAUCCAUGUAUCAAUUGAUGGCUAAGUGUGAAGAAUUAUCCAAAUGUAUGGCACCAAUUUAUAAGUUGGCAGAACAAAUUAAGGAGAUGAAGAGGAUGCUGGAACUGUUUGAGAGCGCAAUGAAUUUGUAAAGGUACAAGUUGCCACCUUAUGACAUCAACUUCUUCUUUUUUUAAGCGAUGCUGUCGUUCAAAUGCUUUUACGAUCGUUCUUUACAAAUUCAUAGAAAAUUUAUUAGAUUCAUAGAAACAAUUAAAAAAAGAAAUAAUUUUAUACUUAUCGAAUGUUCAUUGUUAUUAGUUAUACAGCUGAUAAUAUUAGAUUUGUCAAAUGAUAGAUACAUUGUUUUAAAUUAAAAUUAAAUGCUCGUUACAUCGUCAUAAAUUCGUCAGGAUAUGUGUCUCUCUGUGUGUAUGUAUAUAUGAUUUAUUUUUAGAUUAAUCCUUGUUAAAUAUUGUACAAAUUGUUAUAUCAUAAGAUUGUUUUUUUGUUAUACGAAUAAACCAUAUAACUAUAUACAUAGAUGUACAUUGAAAUGAUGGUACGUUUAACAAGCUGGAUGCUGAGCUAUUUUACACGUGAUUCAACGUGUUAAAGAACUUUUUCUCGAUCUUCAUCAACGUUCUUGUUGACCUUAGUCAACUCUAUAGUCAAAAAGGGAGGUAGGAAAGAGAAAAAGAGAGAGAGAGAAAAAAAAAGGGCUGACUCGUCGUAGAGCAGGAGACGACAUAAUGACCAACUAUAAAUAAAAGAUGGUGCGGCAGAUAGCUGCCCCGUUUUACCUCGACCCGCUUUUACGAAACCCGAUCGUCUCACUGGCGCCCUUUACCUUAGAGUCAACGUGCAAACUUCAAAAAACCAAAGUGAUUACAUAUGCGGUUGUACGCGUAUAUAUAUAAUACCUGUAUUUUAAAGAGAUAUAGUCAAGUCAAUACACUUUUCCGUACUAAUUUCUCCUCGGUAAUAUAGAUCUUGUUAUUUUUAAGAAAAUUCUUGUUGAAUAAACAAAAACAUGUAAUAUAUUCAUUCUCGUUAACGAUAGGUACAAUCUUUCUUUCUUUUUUUCUUUACGCAACUCGAUCGCAAAGUUAUUCAUUUUCUCGUUUUCUUUGAUCAUUUCCCAUUAGACUUUUCGCAGUUUCUUAUCGUUAACAAAUUACUCGGAGCUUGCGAGUGCAUCUUCUCGAGGGAUGUAAGCUCGAUGAGAAACGAAGAUGAGAAAAAGAAAGAACUUAGAACACAGAGAUACACGUUUGUCUAUCAUACGAGAGAAAAAGAAGAAGAAGAAGAAGAAGAGGAAGAAGCUAUAA